GCUUUAGUUUUAGGUGUUUGGAAUGGAACUCUCUAGACACACUCCUUCCUCCAAUUUCGUAUUUCUUCCUCACUAUAUAACUCAUUCUUUCCAUCUCCCUCAUCAACACCAUUCAAUUCGCAUCAUCACUGACACACUCUGCGUUCACUCUCAUCCACUUAAUUUGCCAUGGAAGACGAUUUCGAGUUCCCAGCUGCCGGCGGCAACAACUUCGACGAUGACAUGGAGAUUCCCAACGAGGAGGAGGAGGUCGACUCUACGCUCAAGGUUGGGGACGAAAAGGAGAUCGGAAAAACCGGCCUCAAGAAGAAGCUCGUUAAGGAAGGUGAAGGCUGGGAAACACCUUCAAAAGGAGACGAAGUUGAAGUGCAUUACACGGGAACGUUGCUCGAUGGAACCAAAUUUGAUUCGAGUCGUGACAGGGGUACACCUUUCAAGUUCAAGCUUGGCCAUGGUCAAGUGAUCAAGGGUUGGGAUGAGGGAAUCAAAACCAUGAAGAAGGGUGAGAAUGCCGUCUUCACGAUUCCCCCAGAAUUGGCCUAUGGUGAAUCUGGAUCUCCUCCCACCAUUCCUCCCAAUGCAACUCUGCAGUUUGAUGUGGAGUUGCUGUCUUGGACGAGCGUCAAGGACAUUUGCAAAGAUGGAGGGAUAUUCAAGAAGAUUGUCACUGAAGGAGAGAAAUGGGAAAAUCCUAAGGAUAUUGAUGAAGUGCUUGUUAAAUAUGUGGCUAAGCUUGAAGAUGGCAUGGUUGUUUCGAAAUCUGAUGGGGUGGAGUUCACCGUGGAAGAAGGUUAUUUCUGUCCUGCAUUGGCCAAGGCUGUAAAGACAAUGAAGAAGGGAGAGAAAGUCAUCUUGACCGUUAAGCCGGAAUAUGCGUUUGGGGAGAAUGGAAGGCCAGCAUCAGGUGAUGAAGGCGCUGUACCUCCGAAUGCUUCGCUCCAAAUUGAUCUUGAGUUGAUAUCGUGGAAGGCGGUAUCUGACAUAACCAAGGAUAAGAAGGUUCUCAAGAAGACCUUGAAGGAGGGAGAGGGGUAUGAACGUCCCAAUGAUGGAGCUGUGGUUCAAGUGAAACUUAUUGGUAAGCUGCAAGAUGGGACUGUUUUCGUGAAGAAGGGUCAUGAUGAUGAGCAGCCAUUUGAGUUCAAAAUUGACGAGGAGCAAGUAAUUGAUGGACUUGAUAAAGCUGUGAUGAACAUGAAGAAAGGGGAAGUUGCAUUGGUGACCAUACAUCCUGAGUAUGCUUUUGGCUCAUCUGGGUCAACUCAGGAAUUGGCCACCGUUCCUCCCAACUCCGACGUGUACUAUGAAGUUGAGCUGGUUUCCUUUGUAAAGGAAAAGGAAUCGUGGGAUAUGAAUACACCAGAGAAGAUAGAGGCAGCUGGAAAGAAGAAGGAAGAAGGGAAUGCAUUGUUCAAGGCUGGCAAAUAUGAAAGAGCAUCAAAGAGAUAUGAAAAGGCCAUAAAGUACGUUGAAUAUGAUUCCUCCUUCAGCGAUGAGGAGAAACAGAAGACAAAGGUGCUAAAGGUCACAUGCAAUCUCAAUAAUGCAGCUUGUAAGCUGAAGCUCAAGGACUACAAACAAGCAGAGAAGUUGUGCACUAAGGUAUUGGAGUUGGAUAGUAGAAAUGUGAAGGCACUAUACCGGAGGGCACAAGCAUAUAUUCAACUUGUGGAUUUGGAUCUGGCUGAAAUGGACAUUAAGAAAGCUCUUGAGAUUGAACCAGACAAUAGGGAUGUGAAGAUUGAGUACAAAAUUUUGAAAGAUAAAGUGAGAGAAUACAACAAGAAGGAUGCACAGUUCUAUGGCAGCAUAUUUGCAAAGAUGAACAAAAUGGAACAAGCUAGAAGUGCUUCAGCAAAGCAGGAACCUGUGCCAAUGGCUGUUGAUAGCAAAGCUUAGACUUAGGGCUCUGUCUGUGUUGGCCUCUGCCUGCUCUUAUCAUCCAAGUGUCGUGUCAUAAGUAGUUUGUUCAUGUGGUUGUAUUAUUUUCAUGUGAAAAAAUGCUUAUGGUCUUGGUUGUCACUUGUCACUCAAAUCAUCUAUCUAUACACUGAUAGUUAAUAAGGAAUGAAGCAAUUUAGUUUCGCCUAAUAUAACAAUUUCUGAGUUUAU
Arachis stenosperma is the source of this 2112-nucleotide messenger RNA. RefSeq names its product peptidyl-prolyl cis-trans isomerase FKBP62-like. The record is from RefSeq and is a predicted model, not a curated record. NCBI's taxonomy places the organism in Eukaryota, Viridiplantae, Streptophyta, Magnoliopsida, Fabales, Fabaceae. The transcript is spliced from 11 exons. The coding region runs from base 169 to 1899 and encodes 576 amino acids. Gene Ontology annotation, molecular function: peptidyl-prolyl cis-trans isomerase activity; protein binding.